AUGGAUUUUGCCUAUGCGCCUCCGCCGCCUCCCCCUUCUUCAAGGAAGAACGGGCCCAAGAAGCCCAACAAUAGCAGCAAGGGCAAUUUACAACGAAAUAAUAAGAACAAUUCCAUUUCAAAACCAAAUCAGAAUUCCAGAAAUCAGUAUCAGCAAGAUAGAACAGAUCUACCUACGUCAAUUCUUGACUUACCGACUCAUCUACCAAACAUUGCACCUUCGGAGGAAGCUCCUUUCAACGAGGGCUUCGAAGAUGACGACAAAUUGCUCAAAAAAGACCCUUCAGAACCAACAUUUAUACAAGGUACCUCGAUAACACUUCAGACCGAAGAAGACAUAUUGAAAUGGAUUGAAGAAAGAAAGAAAAACUGGCCAUCAAGAAAAAACAUAGAGAAAAAGGAAAAAUUGAAUCAGCAGAAAAGCGAAACUAACAGUUCUACGUCGUCAAAGAAAAGGCCAUACUCCCAAGAUGCAACUGAAAGAGAAGUCAAGGAUAAGAAACAAAAGAAUAUCUGUCGUUUCUACCAGCAACAUGGCCAUUGUAAAUUCGGAAGCAAAUGUAAAAAUGUUCAUGAAAGUACGUCCUCUAUCAAUCCUGUCGCCAGCACUAAUGUAAACGUCAAUGGCGUUCCGGUAUUGAUACCGAAAUUGUAUGUUAACCGUAACAGCAAGGUUGGGCAGAGUAGAACCUCUAGUGAACAGUCUUCGUUGUUUAAGCAUUUGGUCAAAAAAGACAAUCUUGAAAACGAGAACAAGAUCAUCUUGGACUUUGUUCAAUUCCUUGAAAGGGAAGGAUUGAUUGAUCACGACGUAAUGAAAGAAAAGCAAUAG
This is a messenger RNA of Scheffersomyces stipitis CBS 6054, 831 nucleotides long. RefSeq lists its product as uncharacterized. Gene Ontology annotation, molecular function: metal ion binding. The transcript has 3 exons. The coding region runs from base 1 to 831 and encodes 276 amino acids. NCBI's taxonomy places the organism in Eukaryota, Fungi, Ascomycota, Pichiomycetes, Serinales, Debaryomycetaceae. The record is from RefSeq and is a predicted model, not a curated record.